This is a messenger RNA of Aureobasidium subglaciale EXF-2481, 1554 nucleotides long. RefSeq lists its product as uncharacterized. The transcript has a single exon. NCBI's taxonomy places the organism in Eukaryota, Fungi, Ascomycota, Dothideomycetes, Dothideales, Saccotheciaceae. The record is from RefSeq and is a predicted model, not a curated record. Gene Ontology annotation, molecular function: aromatic-amino-acid:2-oxoglutarate transaminase activity; pyridoxal phosphate binding; L-2-aminoadipate:2-oxoglutarate transaminase activity. Bases 1 to 1554 code for a protein of 517 amino acids. Gene Ontology annotation, biological process: L-tyrosine biosynthetic process; aromatic amino acid catabolic process.
AUGUUGUCUAAAGCAAUUGCUCAAUAUACUGAGCAUAGGACCUUGUCCGAGCCUUUACCUUCCGGUCCUGCUCCCUUCACCUCAUCCGAAUUCUUCAAGCUGUGUCGACCAGGGUCAAAGCCUAGGUCUAAGAACUGGGAUCAUCACCUCAGCACAGAAUGCCGCAACCGAUUACCCUCGAAUCUGAAAGCUUCAGCCAGCAGUGUCAAGCCUGGCUCAGACGGUGCACCCAUCAUCCCACAACGGCAGAUCAGUCUGGGAGCUGGAAGACCGAUUCCAGAGUACUUCCCUUGGGAUUCACUGGAGCUUUCUGGCAGACAGUCGAGGGGAAAAGGUGAUGAGAGUGUGGUUAUGCCUUGUACGAGGGGAGAGCAAGAUUUCGACUUUGCUGUUGCGUUGAACUAUGGUUAUGCUGCUGGGUCGCCACAGUUGCUGAGAUUCAUUACUGAACAUAUCGAGAUGAUUCACGAUCCGCCAUACGAUGACUGGGAGACCUGUUUGACAAGCGGAACCACAUCGGCGAUGGAUACGGUGUUCCGCAUGUUCUGCGACCGAGGAGACUGGAUCGUCACAGAAGAGUACUCCUACCCAGGAGCAAUCGAAGCCGUGACACCGCUGGGUAUCAACAUCCUCGGCAUCAAGAUGGACGGCGAAGGCCUCAUCCCUGAAGAUCUGGAGGCGAAGCUGCGUUCUUGGGACCCAGCUAUGGGACGCAAGCCGUCGGUGAUGUAUAUCGUUCCUUGCGGUCAAAACCCUACCGGAGCCACACAAUCUGCGGAAAGGCGAAGGAAGAUCUACCAGAUUGCGGAAGAGCAUGACUUGUACAUCAUCGAGGACGACCCGUAUUACUUCCUAAAGUUACACUCGAGACCAGAUGAUGGAGACGACGCGCCAAUGCCGAUUGACGAGUACCUUCGCCAGCUGCCUCCAUCAUACCUCUCCAUGGAUGUUUCUGGCCGCGUCGUGCGCCUAGAUGCUACAUCCAAGAUUCUCGCGCCUGGACUCCGAUGUGCAUGGAUGACAUGCUGCUCUCAGAUUGCCGAAAAGUACAUGAAUUACACUGAAGUCGGCAGUGUCGCUCCUUCCGGGUUCUCUCAGGUCGCCAUGUACAAAUUGCUCGACGUGACUUGGGGUCAUGAGGGCUUCAUUCGUUGGCUCGCAUUUUUGUCUCAUCAGUACCGCCAACGUCGAGACGCUCUUGUCUCGGCAUGUGAGAAGUACCUGCCACCAGAUCUCUUCACAUGGGUCGUUCCCGAAGCCGGCAUGUUCCUCUGGCUUCAUCUUCAAUCACAAACAUCACGUGUCUCGGGCUCAUCGGCUUCAGACCGUUCAGUUGAGAAAGAGAAGAUGGCGUUGCUGGAUCUUGAAGAGAGAAUCUACAACCAGUCAAUGGAGAAGGGAGUAGUGAUAAGCAAGGGCAGUUGGUUCGAUGCUGAUCCUGAUCAGCUCAAGGGCAUCAAGCUUCGUCUGACAUUUGCUACUGCGCCUCUAGAUAGCUUUGACUGGGCAGUCAAGCAGUUCGCGGAUGCUGUGAGAGGCGAAUUGUCAAAAUAA